AUUUACAAUGACGUAAUUACUAAACCAAGCCAAGACCAAGCUGCGCUUGUUUUGUUUGUAAAUUGUUGAAAAUUUUGAUUUUUUUAAACGAAAAUAUUAAUUAAAAUGGCUGGAAAACCACCAGAAGAUGGAUAUAUAUCAGUAGUUGACGAAGAGCCAGAAAUCUUUGCAUUACUGAAGUGGGAUACUGCACAAACUCAAAAGAAUUUUGAUGUUCGUAGUUCAGAGAGAGCAAAAAGUCCGGAGAAAUAUAUACAAAAGUCAAUUGCGGAAGAAGCGGAUGCUUUUGAUAUGAAUGAUGCCGCCUUCCUAGAAACUUUUCGUCUUCCAAAAGAUUUGGCACGAAGUCUUUGCGAGGAAAUAAAAGCUGUGAUUCCCGAUUCCACUAAGUCACUAGAUCUACCUAUUGAAACAAAAGUAUUAGCUACACUCUCCUAUUAUGCAACAGGAAAAUACCAAAAGUCAAUAGCUGGAAAAUCUGAUCUUAAUGUUACCCCCUACUUUUAUAUGACUGCAGUAAUGCAGGUCACAGAAGCUAUUAAUCAUCACACAAUUGUUAAGAAGUAUAUUCACUUUCCACAUUUAAGAAAUGAAAGGGAUCUUAUUAAAAACAGAUUCUAUAUGAAGUACAGAAUACCAAAUGUAGUGGGUUGUGUGGACUGCAUGCAUGUGCCAAUUGCUAAACCAGACAAUAACCACAAAAAGCAUUUUAAUAAAUCAUAUCAUUCAAAAAAAGCACAAAUUAUAUGUGACAGUGAUCUAAAUAUUAUCAGUGUUGAUGCAUUGCCAGGCGGUUCUUUAUCACAUGAAGCCAUAUUAUUAAAACAUGCUGUUAAAAAUGAUUUAGAGAGCCUUAAUGCAGCCAGAGAUACAUGUUGGCUUGUUGGUGGACUCCACUAUAUGCAGAAGCCAUACAUAAUGACUCCCAUUCCUAAAAUUACGAAAAAAACACCUGUAUCACCAGAGAAGCACUAUACAAAUCUUCAUAUGACCACACAUAAUGUAGUCCUAGAUACAAUCAAACAGUUGAAAUCACGAUGGAAAUGCCUUCAGGCAUCAUGUAAUAAGCAUUUUGAUCCGUCAAUGGUGUCGAUGAUUAUUGUAGCCUGUUGCAUUUUACAUAAUAUUUGUAAUAAGCGAGGGUUGGCUGUCCCACAAAUGACUCAAGCGGAAGAACGAUUAGAAAUUAUGAAACAAAAAGUUGCUAAUGGUGCAGUGUCAAAGAAACGUGUUGAGGACCCAGCAGGUGUACAAGUACGAAACGCGUUAAUAGAGCGAUUAUGGAACGAACGCAGUGCUAAUGAAUGCAUUCCUCCAAAGAAACGUGUGAGGAAAGAGCGUGAGCCCAUUCCUCAAAUGAACCCAGUGGAAGAUGAUCCCAGCAAGCGGCCGCGAGUCAUGAUGAAUAAUCCUUAUGCUUUUGGAAUGGGGAUGAAUCAUGGCUGGGGACAUUAUCCACAACAUUGAUAUUAAUCUGGUUUAGCCGUUUGGCGUAAAAAUAUAUACCUAUUGAAUUUUUCAAUUCAAUUAUAUAUAAUUAUUAUAUA
Molecule: messenger RNA, 1547 nt
Organism: Pieris napi
Lineage: Eukaryota; Metazoa; Arthropoda; Insecta; Lepidoptera; Pieridae
Product: putative nuclease HARBI1
Exons: 7
Coding region: 106-1467 (453 amino acids)
Source: RefSeq, a predicted model, not a curated record